AUGGCACGACCCAUUUCUCAUGUCUUAUUUUCACUUGUUCUCUGUAUUCUGCUGCAAGAUCAUAUCCAAGCACUCAAACAGUCGUAUAUUGUAUACUUAGGAUCACAUUCUUUCGGUCCAAAGCCUUUGUCGGUUGAUCUUGAAUCUGUCACAAACUCUCACUAUGAUUUUCUUGGAUCUUACGUGGGAAGUAUUGAAAAGGCGAAAGAAUCAAUCUUUUAUUCUUAUAAUAGAUAUAUUAAUGGGUUUGCUGCAGUACUUGAGGAAGAUGAAGCAGCGAAUGUUGCAAAGCAUCCCAGUGUGAUAUCAGUUUUCUUAAACAAAAAACGAAAAUUGCACACAACACAUUCAUGGAACUUCCUUGGGUUAGAAAGAAAUGGUGGGUUUCCACCUCAGUCAAUAUGGCGGAAGACUAAGGGUGAAGAUGUCAUUAUUGGAAAUAUAGAUACAGGUGCUUGGCCCGAAUCCAAGAGUUUUAGUGAUGAAGGGUUUGGACCCAUCCCAAAAAGGUGGCGUGGAAUCUGUGAAACGGAAGAUAAUUUUAAAUGCAACAGGAAGCUUAUUGGAGCAAGAUAUUUCUACAAAGGGUAUGAGGCAAGUAUCGGUGAAAAACUGAACGCGUCGAUGCUUAGUGCACGCGAUUACGAAGGUCAUGGUUCACAUACUUUAUCAACAGCUGGUGGUAACGUUGUUCCUGGUGCUAAUGUUUUUGGGUUUGGCAAUGGAACUGCAAGUGGUGGAUCACCAAAAGCUCGAGUUGCAGCCUACAAGGCUUGUUGGCCUCCGGGGUGUUUUGAUGCAGACAUUUUUGCUGCUUUUGAGGCUGCCAUAAGUGAUGGUGUCAACGUGAUUACCAUGUCUGUGGGUUCAGAAAAUCCAUCUGAGUUUUCUGAAAGUGCUAUAUCUGUAGGCUCCUUCCAUGCAGUUUCCCACGGCAUAACAUUGAUAGCUUCUGGAGGAAAUUCAGGACCUGUUCCUGGAUCCGUAUCCAACAAUGAACCCUGGACUCUCACAGUUGGAGCAAGCACAAUCGACAGAGACUUCGCUAGUAAUGUCGUACUUGGUAACAGGAAAAUCUUCAAGGGAACUAGUCUUUCAAGGUCUGGCUUACCAUCUAACAAGAAGUACCCAUUGAUUAGCGCUGUUCAAGCACAAACUACAUCGGCAUCUUCUGUUAACGCGCCUAAUUGCAUUAAUGGCACUCUUGACGCUAGGAAGGUGAAGGGGAAGAUUUUGGUGUGUCUUCGCGGUGUAAAUGGUAGAGUAGAGAAGGGUGUUGUAGCUGCUAGUUUAGGAGCUGUUGGAAUGAUUCUGGUUAAUGAUGAGGGCAACGGUGAUAAUAUUAUAUCCGACCCCCAUGUGCUUCCUGCUACACAUGUUGGCUUUGAGACCGGCAAAUACAUUUAUAGUUACAUCAACCGUACCAAGUUUCCCGUGGCUUAUAUCUCUAGAGCGAAAACAGAACUGGGUACGAAGCCAGCUCCAGUUAUGGCUGCAUUUUCAUCAAGGGGUCCCAAUCUCCUCGACCCAGCAAUCCUCAAGCCUGAUAUCACUGCACCAGGAGUCAGUAUCAUUGCUGCUAAUACUGAAGCCUUAGAUCCCACAGAAUCUGACCAAACAUUAACUCCUUACAUUGUAUUGUCUGGCACUUCAAUGUCAUGUCCUCAUGUUGCUGGUGUUGUUGGGUUGCUCAAAGCCCUCCAUCCUAAUUGGAGCCCAGCCGCUAUUAAGUCAGCAAUCAUUACCUCAGCAACUACGAAAGAUAACACUGGAAGGCGUAUCCGAGAUUCAUCAUGGAAGGAGUCAACACCAUAUGACUUUGGUGCAGGUCACAUUCGACCGAAUCGUGCUGCAUACCCUGGACUUAUAUAUGACCUAACUACUACUGAUUAUUUAAACUAUUUGUGUGGUCGUGGCUACAAAAGUUCCCAGCUUAAGUUGUUCUACCACAAGCCUUACACUUGUCCCAAGUCCUUCAAUUUAGCAGAUUUCAAUUACCCAACAAUCACGAUUCCUCGGAUUGAAUAUGGACAAUCUGUUAAUGUUUCGCGAACAGUUACAAAUGUUGGGUCCCCAAGCGUGUAUAGAGUUCGCAUUGAGGCGCCACCAAAUGUUGCAGUUUCUGUUGAGCCUGCGAAACUGAAGUUCAAGGGAAAGGGUGAGAAAAAAGAGUUUCGAGUUUCAUUGACCUUGAAGUCGAAAACUGAGAACACUACUGAUUUCGUAUAUGGGUUGUUGACGUGGACUAAUCACAAGAACCGCGUUAGGAGUCCAAUUGUAGGUUCUGUUGAACAAUCGAAGCUCUCUGGAAUCUUAGAAGAGAAGAAUGUAUCAGCCAUUGUUAAUUCGUAUAUUGUAUACUUAGGAUCACAUUCUUUUGGUCCAAAUCCUUCUUUGGUUGAUCUUGAAACUGUCACAAACUCUCACUACGAUUUUCUUGGAUCUUACGUGGGAAGCAUUGAAAAGGCGAAAGAAUCAAUCUUUUAUUCUUAUAAUAGAUAUAUUAAUGGGUUUGCUGCAGUACUUGAGGAAGAUGAAGCAGCGAAUGUUGCAAAGCAUCCCAGUGUGAUAUCAGUUUUCUUAAACAAAGAACGAAAAUUGCACACAACACAUUCAUGGAAUUUUCUUGGGUUAGAGAGAAAUGGUGAAUUCCCUGAGGCAUCAGCAUGGCGAAAGACAUUGGGUGAAGAUGUGAUCAUUGGAAACCUUGACACAGGUGUUUGGCCCGAAUCCAAGAGCUUCAGUGACGAAGGGUUAGGGCCCAUCCCAAAACGGUGGCGUGGAAUAUGUCAAACACAUAAAAAAGCUCAAGAUAAAUUCCAAUGCAACAGGAAGCUUAUUGGAGCAAGAUAUUUUUACAAAGGCUACGAGGCAAAGUUUAAUACAAAACUGAAUGAGUCAUUGCUUAGUGCACGUGACAACGAAGGCCAUGGUUCACAUACUUUGUCAACAGCUGGUGGUAGCUUUGUUCCUGGAGCUAGUGUUUUUGGCAUUGGAAAUGGAACAGCAAGUGGUGGAUCACCAAAAGCACGAGUUGCAGCAUAUAAGGUGUGUUGGCCAAGUCUCGCGUUCAGUGGUGGAUGUUUUGAUGCAGACGUUAUGGCUGCUUUUGAGGCAGCCAUAGGUGACGGGGUUGAUGUGCUUUCGGUGUCUUUGGGAACGGAGGCACAAGAUUAUUUCGAAGACGUUAUUGCCAUAGGAUCCUUCCAUGCAGUUGCCAAUGGCAUAGUAGUAGUGGCUUCUGCAGGAAAUUCAGGACCUUUUCCUGAAUCUGUAUCCAACAUUGGACCAUGGAUGCUCACAGUUGCUGCAAGCACAGUAGAUAGAGACUUCGCUAGUUAUGUUACACUUGGUGACAACAAAAUCAUCAAGGGAGGUAGCCUUUCAGAGCAUGGAUUAUCAUCUGAUGAUGCGUACCCAUUGAUUAGUUCUGUAGAGGCCAAAUAUUUCAAUGCAUCUAUUUCUGAAGCUCCUUGUUGCAGACUUAAUUGCCAGGAUGGAACUCUUGAUCCUGAGAAGGUGAAGGGGAAAAUAUUGGUCUGUUUUGGAGAUAAAUUAGCGACUAAUGUGGAAGCUAUCAGGGUAGGCGCCGUUGGGUUGCUUUUGCUUAAUGAAAGGAAUGCAGGGAAUGAAGUUUUACCCCAACCCUACUUGCUUCCUGCUGCUAAUGUUGGCUUUGAUGAUGGCAAUUACAUUUACAAUUACAUCAGCAGCACCAAGUCUCCUACAGCUUAUAUUUCCAGAGUGAAAACAGAGUUGGGUGUGAAGCCAGCUCCGAAUGUGGCUUCAUUUUCAGCAAGGGGCCCCAAUCAUAUUGAUCCGGCAAUCCUCAAGCCUGAUAUCACUGCACCAGGAUUCAACAUCAUAGCUGCUUAUACCGAAGCCGUAUCUGCUACAGGUCUAGAAUCUGACACACGAAUAACUCCUUACUUUUUAUUUAGUGGUACUUCAAUGUCAUGUCCUCAUGUUGCUGGCCUUGCUGGGCUGCUCAAAGCCCUUCAUCCUGAUUGGAGCCCAGCUGCUAUAAAGUCAGCAAUCAUGACCUCAGCAACUUCAACAGAUAACUCUAGAAAACCUAUCCAGGACUCGUCAUUGAACGAGGCAACUCCAUUUGACUAUGGUGCAGGGCACAUUAAACCUAACAGUGCUGUGGACCCUGGACUUGUAUAUGACCUGAAUAUUACUGAUUAUUUGAACUAUUUGUGUGGUCGUGGCUACAACAGUUCCCAGCUUAAGAUGUUCAACCACAAGCCUUAUACUUGUCCAGAGUCGUUCAGUUUAGCAGAUUUCAAUUAUCCAGCAAUCACAAUUUCUGAGUUUGGCCCUGGACAUUCUGUGAAUGUCUCUCGAACUGUCACUAAUGUUGGGUCCGGAAGCACGUAUAGAGUGCGCAUCAAAGCGCCACCACAUGUUGAAGUUUCAGUCGAGCCUAGGAAACUGAGGUUUAAAAAAACGGGUGAAAAGAAGGAGUUCAGAGUGGCAUUGACUUUGAAGAAGAAAACUGAAAGCACCACUGAUUUUGUAUUCGGAUGGUUGACGUGGACUGAUAAAAAGCACCAUGUUAGGAGUCCCAUUGCAGUUAACAUGACACAAGUGAGAUGAGAUUUAUGUUGCUGCUGUA
This is a messenger RNA of Vigna unguiculata (cowpea), 4621 nucleotides long. Its product is annotated as subtilisin-like protease SBT5.4. NCBI's taxonomy places the organism in Eukaryota, Viridiplantae, Streptophyta, Magnoliopsida, Fabales, Fabaceae. Gene Ontology annotation, biological process: proteolysis. The record is from RefSeq and is a predicted model, not a curated record. Gene Ontology annotation, molecular function: serine-type endopeptidase activity.